AUGUUGGGGUGGCCGAUUGUCCUUCUUCUAGUAUAUAUCCGUAUAGUACUCAUUGCACCAUCUUGUUCCAAUGUCAACACGACCCGAUCUCUGAGCAAAUGGCACCAUGCCAAAUCGCUUGAGCCUGAUUGUGUCACCCUUCUGACCUAUCACGACCCUUGA
This is a messenger RNA of Bipolaris oryzae ATCC 44560, 162 nucleotides long. RefSeq lists its product as uncharacterized. NCBI's taxonomy places the organism in Eukaryota, Fungi, Ascomycota, Dothideomycetes, Pleosporales, Pleosporaceae. The transcript has a single exon. The record is from RefSeq and is a predicted model, not a curated record. The coding region runs from base 1 to 162 and encodes 53 amino acids.